AUGAAUUUACCCCUCAAUCCCAAGCCUUUUCUCAGUGGGCUAACAGGAAAGUCAGUGGUGGUGAAACUCAAGUGGGGAAUGGAAGAUAAGGGCUACCUGGUCGCUGUAGACGGCCACGUGAACGUGCAGCUUGCAAACACAGAAUACAUAGACGGUGCAUUGUCUGGACAUCCGGGUGAAGUUCUAAUGAGGUGCAGUGAUGUCCUUUAUAUCAGAGGUGUUGAAGAAGAGGAAGACGGGGAAACCUGA
Arvicola amphibius (Eurasian water vole) is the source of this 249-nucleotide messenger RNA. Its product is annotated as small nuclear ribonucleoprotein F-like. Gene Ontology annotation, molecular function: RNA binding. The record is from RefSeq and is a predicted model, not a curated record. The coding region runs from base 1 to 249 and encodes 82 amino acids. NCBI's taxonomy places the organism in Eukaryota, Metazoa, Chordata, Mammalia, Rodentia, Cricetidae. Gene Ontology annotation, cellular component: catalytic step 2 spliceosome; U1 snRNP. The transcript has a single exon. Gene Ontology annotation, biological process: mRNA splicing, via spliceosome; spliceosomal snRNP assembly.